AUGUCGAUGCAGGAUGGGGUUAUGUACGUUGCGCCCGUGCCGGAGGGCUAUGUGCGUGAUCCGACUGCGGCGCCACAAGUGACUGCGCUCAUGAUCGUGUCGGGCAUCAGCUUUGCCUUGGCCGUUCUUUCGACAGUCGCGCGGAUCUGGACAAGAGCGGCCAUUAUCCGCAUGGUCUCCCUGGAUGAUUACAUCAUGAUCGGCGCCCUGCUCUGCGGCACAGCCCUCGUCGCCUUUGUGUGGCACAUGCUCAACUGGGGCCUCGGAAAGCACCUUUGGAACGUGCCCAUGACGCCCGACUUUUAUCCCAACUUUAUGCUCACGAACGUGCUGGCGGCCAUCUUUUUUUGCCUUGCAACAGGCCUCGCCAAGGGCUCGAUCCUGCUCUUUUAUCUGCGCAUCUUCCCCUCGCGCAAGAUGGUCUGGACCGUCUGGGUCCUCUUCGGCUUCACCGUCGGCUACUCGCUCGCCUGCGCCCUCGUCAACGUCUUCAGCUGCAACCCGAUUGCCGGAUCGUGGGCGCUUGAGCAUGCGACGACGGCCGUCUGUAUCAACCGGCCCGUCUUCUACUUUGUGCAGGCGAGCCUGGGCAUCUUCACCGACAUUACGACCGUCGUGUGCCCGCUGCCCGUGCUCAAGACGCUGAGGCUGCCGCUGAAGCAAAAGAUUGGUGUUGCCGUGGUUCUGUCCAUGGGUGCCCUGGUCUGCAUCAUCAGCGUGAUUCGUCUGCACUCGCUCUACAUCCUGCUGAAGGAGACCGACCUCACGAUGAACACGGUCACGGCCCUCAUGUGGUGCAUCCUCGAACUCAACCUUAGCAUCUUCGGCGGCAACAUCCCGGCCGCCAAGCCGCUGCUGCAGCAGAUUUUCCCCAAGCUCUUCGGCACCUCGCGCCGCGACACCUCCAACGCCAUCUACCUGCACUCGUCCCACGGCGAGCGCUCGCAGACCAAGGGCAGCCGGGCCAUGGGCGGGUCGCACUUUGCACCCGAUGCCAGCAUGCGCACGCAGACGCACGUCGUGGGCGACAGCGGCAGCGAAGAGUACAUCAUGCAGGACCAGAAGAUUACGAAGACGGUUGAGUUCAGCUUUGACGUGCAGAGCGCGAGGGACUCGGACGCCGAUCUGCGGAGGUAG
Molecule: messenger RNA, 1137 nt
Organism: Verticillium nonalfalfae
Lineage: Eukaryota; Fungi; Ascomycota; Sordariomycetes; Glomerellales; Plectosphaerellaceae
Exons: 6
Coding region: 1-1137 (378 amino acids)
Source: RefSeq, a predicted model, not a curated record